Molecule: messenger RNA, 654 nt
Organism: Closterium sp. NIES-65
Lineage: Eukaryota; Viridiplantae; Streptophyta; Zygnematophyceae; Desmidiales; Closteriaceae
Source: the annotation of a GenBank genome assembly
AUGGCGACCCCCAGUGUUCGUAUCUUUGAUACUGGGGGUCAUGCUGUUGACUUUGAGGUCUGGGUCGAUGACCUCCAGCUGUUCCUACAGUGCGAUAGGGCAGACGGACUCUCCCUGUUCGAUCUCACCUUUGGUGCCUCCCCUGCCCCGCCUGCUACUGCUGACAGCACUGUUUGCUCACAGUGGGCCACACGCGAUGCUGCUGCCCGUCUUGCUGUGCUUGCACGCUACUCCUCCCCUACCACUGCUGCGCUUAGCCGCCUCAUGCUGCCGUACCUGUUCCCUGACCUUGCCGCCUUUCCCACUGUCGCUGAUCUCAUCACGCACCUUCGCACUAGUGACACUCACUACCGCGCUGCGCUUCCUGCUGAGUUGUGCGCCAAGAACCCCCCCCCCAUGUACAUCACCCUCUACUACAUAGUCACCCGGCUCCCUGACUCCCUUCGCCUAGUCAGGGACCACUUCCUCUCAGUUUGCCCCACCACACUCACCGUUGACCUCCUCGAGGAGCGCCUCCUAGCAGCAGUGAAGAGCAUAGUCCCUGUAGGAGCCUCUCGUGGUGACCCUCGCACCCCAGUCUUUGAGGGGUGUUCCCCCUCCCCCCUCUUGCCCUCGGUUGCUUCUGCUGCUGCUGUUGACCUCGUUGGUUUCUAA